AUGACCCGUCGGGACGUCCCCGGCUUCGCCAUCGGGGGCCUGAGCGGGGGGGGGGAGAAGGACCGUUUCUGGCGGAUGGUGAAGCUCAGCACCGACCUCCUGCCCCCCGACAAACCCCGCUACCUCAUGGGCGUGGGCUACGCCACGGACCUGGUGGUCUGCGUCGCCCUGGGCUGCGACAUGUUCGACUGCGUCUUCCCCACCCGCACGGCGCGUUUCGGCUCAGCCCUGGUCCCCUGGGGCUCCCUCCAGUUGAAAAACCACCAAUUCGCCAAAGAUUUCCGCACUCCGACGGUGCCCCCCCGGCACCCCCUGCAGCCCCCCUACCCUUAUCCUUACCGCUUCCUCCUCAACGAGCCCCACAAGUGCCGGGGGGAACGGGGGGCACCUUUCUUGGUCCUCUUGGUGGCCACCCAACCUGGAGACACGGCCGGUAGGGCCGCCAUCCGUCAGACGUGGGGCAACGAGAGUUGGGUGUCGGGGGUCUCCAUCUUGAGGCUUUUCCUCCUGGGGGUGCACCCCGUUUUCGGGCGGGAGCUUCGGGGGACGUUGGAAGAAGAGAGUCAACUCCACCACGACCUGCUCCAGCAAGAUUUCUUGGACACCUACAACAACUUGACCUUGAAGACCAUGAUGGGGAUGGAGUGGGUGGCCCGUCACUGCCCCGCCGCCACCUACGUGAUGAAGGCCGACAGCGACGUCUUCCUCAACUUGGACUACCUGGUGAGGAACCUCCUCCUGCCCCCCAAAAAGGAUUUCAUCACGGGUUACAUCUAUCGCAACACCAGGCCCAUCCGGAACCGAGCCUACAAGUGGUACGUGCCCCACCAGGUCUACCCCAACGACACCUACCCCCCGUAUUGUGGUGGCCCCGGCUACGUCCUCUCCGGCGAUUUGGCUACCAAAAUCUACCGGGUGGCUCAGAAGUUGCCCCUCAUCAACAUGGAGGAUUCCUUCGUGGGCAUCUGCCUACACGCCUUGGGCAUCGACGUCACCCCCAGCCCUUGGGGGGUCUUCAACAUGCACCGGGUGGACUACCAGAAGUGCCGCUUCUCCCGGCUAGUCAUGGUCCACCACUACUGGCCACAGGACCUGCUGGCCAUCUGGCCUGAUUUCCAGAAUACUGAGUGCCCCCCGUAGCCACAGGAGGAGGGGCUUGGCCACAACGGGGCUGGCCACAGCCCUGGUGGCCAGUAGAACCUUGUUGGGACCUGGUCAUCCCAGCAUCCCGUAGCCCUGGUGGCCAGAAGAACCAUGCUGG
This is a messenger RNA of Calidris pugnax (ruff), 1261 nucleotides long. RefSeq names its product beta-1,3-galactosyltransferase 2-like. Gene Ontology annotation, cellular component: membrane. Lineage: Eukaryota; Metazoa; Chordata; Aves; Charadriiformes; Scolopacidae. The record is from RefSeq and is a predicted model, not a curated record. The transcript has 4 exons. The coding region runs from base 1 to 1140 and encodes 379 amino acids. Gene Ontology annotation, molecular function: N-acetyl-beta-D-glucosaminide beta-(1,3)-galactosyltransferase activity; pentosyltransferase activity. Gene Ontology annotation, biological process: tRNA modification.